UCUCCUUGAUCUCUUCAUGUCUCUUCUUCAUGUUCUUGUUGGAUCACUUCUUCUUCCUUCGCCUUUACUUUAGUCUUGACGAAUAAUGUAAUUUGUUAAUUAUCGCUUACAAUAUAAUUUGAUAGCACUUACAAUGACAAUGCAGUACAUAGCACCUAAUUGGUUAUUAGUAAUCAUUCAAAUGUACACAUCAAUGCUCGGGGCCUCUUAUAUAAGUAUAAAGGCUCGUCAUUGUUGUCUCGACCACUUCCUAACCUGAUUGUUGCUCUCUAACCAACCCUAUAAAGCCACAUUAAGAUCCAAAUCAUCGACGAGAAAACCUACUUAAUUAAUUUGCUAAUCUCUCCCCAAACUAAACAUCCUUCCAAAUCCAUCUAUUCAAUCCAAUGACAUACCACCCACCACCCUUCACGGGUCAUUAUUCCUGUGAUCAAUUGUGAAAUAGUUAAACGACAUAAUUAGUCUGACUGAUCAUCUCAAAACCACUAUAAAUACUCAUCAUUAGGAGCUGCAUUGCUCAAACUUCUACUUGACUUACCAGUUAGUGUCAAUAUAAUGGAGUUCAUGUUGUUCAUGAGAAGAGUGGCUGCUGUUGUGCUCAUGCUGCUGCUGCUGGAGACCAGCAGCAGCCAGGCCAUAUGCAACAUGUCGCAGCACGGUUUCGACAUGUGUAGGCCAUCGGUGACACCUCCGAACCCACCGCGGCCAUCGGCGGAGUGCUGCAAGGCGCUGGCCGUCGCUGACCUGCAGUGCUUCUGCUCCUACAAGAGCUCACCGCUGCUGCCGGCUCUGGGAAUUGACCCUGCACUGGCCAUGAAGCUGCCUCCCAAGUGUGGCCUCAAGGCACCAGAGAAUUGCUAAUUAAGCAAGUAGGGGAUGCUUAGUUGUCGUUAAUUAGUGAUUACGUUUCCAUCUCUUUUAUCUUGAAGUGCUUAGGCAUUCUGUGAUGUUUCUAAUGCAUAAAGUAAUAAAGCCCGUUGAUGUUCUAA
Zingiber officinale is the source of this 989-nucleotide messenger RNA. Its product is annotated as putative lipid-transfer protein DIR1. The coding region runs from base 556 to 861 and encodes 101 amino acids. The transcript has a single exon. Gene Ontology annotation, biological process: systemic acquired resistance. The record is from RefSeq and is a predicted model, not a curated record. Gene Ontology annotation, molecular function: fatty acid binding. Lineage: Eukaryota; Viridiplantae; Streptophyta; Magnoliopsida; Zingiberales; Zingiberaceae.